AUGGUAUCGGCAUUCAAGGCCAGUGAAAAGCGGUGGAAACGCGCAACGGAAGCGGAUCUUUUGACCGAUCCAGCGCUGCUCGAUCCACGCCAUCUCAGUGAGGAGCAGCGAGCGAAGAUGCAGUGCAUAGGGUCCUGGAGAUGGAAGGCCGAAGACGAGGAACGACCCAUACUGGCCCUCGACAACUUUGGCGCGUCCCACUGCGGCUUCCGUGUCAUUCCGAACGCGCUAAACGCCAGGACGCAAUUGGAACUCGCUCGUUCCUGUCUGACCGAGUUCGCCGAAGAGCCACACGUAACCAACAUGCACCUGCAGAAUCAGAACGUCCGACAUAUCUGGAAAAAGGCGCGCGCGUCGCAUCCGAAGGAUCCUGCAAAGUCUCCGCUACUCGCAAAGUUGUGCUGGGCGGCUUCAGGAUACCACUACGAUUGGACCGCAAGGAGGUACGAUAAAAACAGCUUUUCGCUCGUACCUGAGAUCCUGCAGCGACUUGGUGGCAAGUGCGCUGCUGCAUGCGGUAUGACAUUGACGGCUGAAGCGGUGAUAGUCAAUUUCUACAAGAUGAAGUCCUCUAUGGGUGGGCACUUGGAUGAUGUCGAGUACACGAUGGAUCAUCCUGUAGUGUCUGUGUCUCUCGGUAGUGAAUGUGUGUUCCUAUUGGGCUGUCAGGGAAAAGAUAAGCCGCCACUACCACUGCUACUACGAAGCGGCGACAUUGCAAUUAUGGGCGGUGCGUCGAGAACGUGCUAUCACGGCGUGGCUCGCGUGCUGCCCACUCCAUACAGCAUUGCGGAUGGGGAUCUUAACAAGCUCUGCCACAAUGAAAAGGAUCGUGAAGAGUACGAGGCACUUCAAAUUUAUCUGAGUACCCAGCGCAUUAACAUCAACGUGCGCCAGGUUUACCCGACACACCAGGCCACAGAUUGA
Messenger RNA from Hyaloperonospora brassicae, 927 nucleotides. The record is from the annotation of a GenBank genome assembly. NCBI's taxonomy places the organism in Eukaryota, Oomycota, Peronosporomycetes, Peronosporales, Peronosporaceae.